UAGUAAGGGUAGAGGGAGAGAGACAGAGCUAGGGCUAAACUUGAAGGGAGACUGACAAGUGGGAAAGAGAGAGGCACAGUGAAAAGAAAGAAAUUGGCAAACAGCUUCUUCUCUUUCACAGGUAAAAAGCAUCCUAUUGCACUUGGACAGGGAACUUGUUGCUGAUUUUUGGCAGUGGUUUGAAGGUGUCUGUAUUUUCACAUUUGUGUGAUGAGAUAAAUUGUAAAAGGCACCAAUCCACAAGAAGUGUCUGCAGGAGGAAUGAUAGGGUCCUUACCAGUGGAGUGCCUCUGACAGACAAGUUUGAGUGCUUGGGAUCUUGUCUCUUGUAGCUUGUGGGCUGUGCUUGUGAAAGCUGGUAGAAGCAUGUUGGGUUAACCAGGGCAGCGAUCUGUACUCUCUGCCUAGCUGCCUGCCCUCUCACCUGGGUGUGGAUGUGUGUGGAGAGAAGCAGGGAGAGAUCCCAGCCUGCAGUGCUUGAUUCAGGGUCCAGGGAGGUGUGUGGAGCUGUGUGCUGUCAGCAGGGGAUGGUUGUUGAAGCUGAAGCUGUCUGGGUUUGCAGCUGGAGUGAGGAGGGAGAUUAUGGAAGCCUGGGGGCCUUGUCUGGGCUGCGUCUUGCUCCUUUAUCUUUGUGUUGGACUGAGAGGAUGCCGAGGCCAAAGCAGACACACAACACAAGAAGACUUUUUGAAGGAGCUCGGGGACUAUGAGUGGGCAGUUCCGGAAAGACUAGAUUACCAUGGAGAUUUUCUCAGCUAUGAAGUCACUUCCCCCUGGAGACGGGACAGAGCAAGGCGGAGUCUGGAGUCGGCUUCCAAUGGGAUUCCUGAGUCACAGCUGUUCUACAGAGUCUCGGCCUAUGGGAAGCUCUUUCACCUGAACCUAACCCUGAACACCAACUUAGUCUCGGAGCAUUUCACUGUGGAAUACUGGGAUGGGCAGGGUCUGGAAUGGCGCCAUGGUUACGUGGAGGAUUGUCAUUAUGUAGGCCACAUACACAGCCAGAACAUGGAGACUACAGUAGCAAUAAGUAAUUGCAAUGGACUGCGUGGCGUGAUUGUGACUUCAGAUGAGGAGUACUUCAUUGAACCGGCCCAGAACAGCUCCACAUCGACCCCUAGUGCCCACCCCCAUGUGCUGUACAGGCGUUCAGCAGUCCAGCAGCUGCAGCGCAGGGUAGAGAUGCGCUGUGGGGUCACAGAUGACUAUGUUGGCAGCUCCAGGCCAUGGUGGCUGCAGAAUGCCCCCAGUCACACUGCCCCCAGCUGGCGGGAGUCUAGAGCACAGGCUCGACGAGGCCGGCGGUCUAUCAGCACGGAGCGCUUUGUGGAGACUAUGGUUGUGGCUGACAAGAUGAUGGUGGGAUAUCACGGCCGAGGGGAUAUUGAGCACUACCUCCUCACCGUCAUGAAUGUUGUUGCCAAACUCUACCAUGAUGCCAGUAUUGGCAAUGCCAUUCACAUUGUGGUGACUAGACUGGUGCUGCUGACUGAAGACCAGCCAAACCUGGAGAUCAACCACCAUGCUGAUAAAUCCCUGGACAGCUUCUGUAAGUGGCAGAAGACACUGAACACGCAGAGCCAGGACAGUAAAGCCAGCGGGAUCCCCCACCAUGACAAUGCCGUGCUCGUCACCCGCUACGACAUCUGUACCUACAAGAACAAGCCAUGCGGGACCCUGGGGCUGGCCCCAGUCUCAGGGAUGUGUGAGCCGGAGCGGAGCUGCAGCAUUAACGAGGAUAUUGGCUUGGCUUCUGCCUUUACCAUCGCGCACGAGGUCGGGCACAAUUUUGGGAUGAACCACGACGGGGCAGGAAACCCCUGUGGAACCAAAGACAAUGAGUCGGCCAGGAUCAUGGCAGCGCAGCUGGCAUCCAACACCGACCCCUUCGCCUGGUCUGCCUGCAGCCGUAAAUACAUCACCCGCUUCUUAGACUCAGGCCGUGGUGACUGUUUGAAGAACUCUCCCCCAAAGCGAGUCUUUGUGUACCCCACCUCCCUCCCGGGACAGCAGCACGAUGCAGACGAGCAGUGCAGAUUCCAGUAUGGCAGCGCCUCCCGUCAGUGCAACUACGGGGAAGUGUGUAGAGAGCUCUGGUGCAUUAGCAAGAACAACCGCUGCAUCACCAACAGCAUCCCAGCCGCAGAGGGGACCGUGUGCCAGACCAGCACCAUCGACCAGGGGUGGUGUUACCAGGGACUGUGUGUACUACUAGGGACUCAUCCCAGUCAGGUGGAUGGAUCAUGGGGUCCCUGGUCCGCUUGGGAACAGUGCAGCCGGACGUGUGGUGGAGGAGUCGCCUUAUCCUACAGGCAAUGUGACAACCCAGUUCCCUCACACGGAGGUAAAUUUUGCUUGGGAGAGAGAAAACGCUACAGAUCAUGCAAUGUGGAGGACUGUCCAGACAGUUCAGUGGAUUUCCGUGAAAAACAGUGUGCUGACUUUGAUCAGCGGCCCUUCAGAGGGAAAUACUACACCUGGAAGGCGUACACUGGAGGUCAGAUGAAAGCGUGCUCAUUAAACUGCCUGGCAGAAGGUUACAACUUCUACACGGAGCGUGCUCCGGCUGUGAUUGACGGGACUCCUUGUUACUCUGACUCUACUGACGUCUGCAUCAAUGGUGAAUGCAGAAGAGUGGGGUGUGACCGGCAGCUGGGCUCCGAGAUGGUGGAGGAUGAGUGCCGGGUGUGUGGAGGAGACGGAAGCUUGUGCGAGAGAGUGCAAGGAGAGUUCAAUGUCACGCUGCCACGUGGAGCUUACCAGGAGGUGGUCUUGAUCCCAAAAGGAGCCAUCCAUAUCAAAGUCUCAGAAGUUGUUGUGUCCAAAAACUACCUUGCGUUGAAAUCCAUGGGAGGAGAUUUCUACCUCAAUGGGGGCUGGACAAUCGACUGGCCCAGGAAAUUCACUCUGGCCGGGACUACUUUCAACUAUAAGAGGCCGGCAGAUGAGCCGGAAUCCUUGGAAGCCCUUGGACCGACCACAGAAGUCGUGGUUGUCAUGGUGCUGCUACAGGAGCCCAGUCAGAGGAUUCAGUUCAGCUUCAACAUGCCAGCGUCUCGCUCAGGGAGUGGAGAGGCAGAGGACGUGGCUUUCACCUGGCAGCUCACACCCUGGACAGAGUGCUCCACUACCUGUGCUGGAGGGACCCAGAAGCAGGAAGUCGUCUGCUGGAGGCUAGAUGAUGGCUCCCUAGUCCAGAGCAGUUACUGUGAUCCUACUAUAAAACCUCCAGGCCAGCAGAGGCGCUGCAGUGAGGAACCCUGUCCGGCUGAGUGGUUUAUCGGGGAGUGGGGAGAGUGCAGCCGGAGCUGUGGCGGAGGGGAGCGCUCUCGGGUGGUGCUGUGUGUCAGGAGGCUGGGCCCAGCGGAAGAGGAGACUCUAGAGGAGAAGCAGUGCCUCACCAAGCAGCCCAGAGACAGGGAGGUCUGCUCCACACAGGCCUGCCCCCAGCGCUGGGUGACACAUGACUGGUCUGAGUGCAACCCAUCAUGUGGCCCUGGGUUCAAGCACAGGAUCGUUGAGUGCAAAAGCAGCGACCUGAACAGGACCUUCCCUGCAUCUCGCUGCGCUGAGGAGAUGAAGCCUCCAGUUCGCAUGCGCUGCAGCCUGGGCCGCUGUCCCCCUCCUCGUUGGCUCACCGGGGCCUGGGGGCUGUGUUCGGCGCAGUGCGGUCAAGGACAGCAGCUGCGAACAGUCCAGUGUCUGAUGCACAGCGGCCAGCCCUCAGACAAGUGUGAGGAUUCUCUGCGGCCAGCCCCUACCCAGCAGUGUGAGUCCAAGUGUGACCUCAGCCCCAGCAUCCACACUGAAGACUGCAAAGAUGUCAACAAAGUUGCUUACUGCCCCCUGGUCUUAAAAUUCAAAUUCUGCAACAGAGCGUACUUCAGACAGAUGUGCUGCAAGACAUGUCAGACACAUUGAAAAACAGAAUCCAUUUUAUAGCAAACAGCACCACCUAGCAGAGUGGAGGAAUCAAAAUCCACAUCCAAUAUGCUGGGGAUUCUGGAUCAUCACAUCCAAGCCACCAGGGAAAUUCUAAUGAUUGUAUUAUCGGUAUAGUGUGAGAAAGCUGUAAAACUCCUUGUCUGCAAUAAUGAAAAUGAAUGUUGUCACGGAACAUACCAUGUGAUCUACUAGGGCUAUAUAAGAUGUAAAUGAACUAUUCAGCUACAAUCAUAAAAAAGCAGAAAGAUUUUUGUGAAUUCACAAUGGCUACCUUGACCAAUAUGUCCAUUAAGACAGUGGCCUGUAACCCAUGGGAGUGCCACAGCCAAUGCAAUGCGCCCUGUGGAAUCCCCAGCAGAGAUUGGCAACUUUGCAGCACUAGGAUGCAAACCUGCAUUCCUGACUGUUAGACUCACCCUGCGCACCACACAGCUGUGCCUUUACCAGGUGAGCCAGUCGGGGCUGGGG
Molecule: messenger RNA, 4413 nt
Organism: Acipenser ruthenus (sterlet)
Lineage: Eukaryota; Metazoa; Chordata; Actinopteri; Acipenseriformes; Acipenseridae
Product: A disintegrin and metalloproteinase with thrombospondin motifs 6-like
Exons: 25
Coding region: 583-3921 (1112 amino acids)
Biological process (GO): extracellular matrix organization; proteolysis
Cellular component (GO): extracellular matrix
Molecular function (GO): metalloendopeptidase activity
Source: RefSeq, a predicted model, not a curated record